This is a messenger RNA of Penaeus vannamei (Pacific white shrimp), 9546 nucleotides long. The record is from RefSeq and is a predicted model, not a curated record. NCBI's taxonomy places the organism in Eukaryota, Metazoa, Arthropoda, Malacostraca, Decapoda, Penaeidae.
AUGAUGAAGAGAUGGCUAUGGAAACACAGGAAUGACAGAAAGAGGAAAAGAUAUGACUGGAUGGACUGCCCACAAAGUGCUGCAAUGUUGCAUUGCACCAUAUUAUUUCAGCUUCUUAUCUUUCACUUUUCACAGAUUGUGACAACAGAUCGAGACAUUAUGAAGAAAGAGCUGAAGAAGGUGACCCGUGAGAGGGAUGAUGCCGUGAGUCGUCUCAAUGCUGUAAGUCAGUCGGACCAGCCUGCUAACUAUGGAACUUUAGGCAAACAUGGAGUUUCAGUGAGUGACAAAAGCUUAUCAACACCUCGAGAUUAUGAGUCCAUCAAACUGCAGUGUGAAAAAGCUAUGGCUGAGGUCCAGGGACUCCUGAAGCAAAAUGUAGAUUUGACAAGGAAGUAUGAGAACUGCAUGAAAGAAGUUGACUACUACAAAAAGCAGGAAAGAGCUGCUUAUACUGCUUUACAGAAUUUGAGAAUGCAAUAUGAAGAGGUUGUGGCAGAGAAACAAAAAUUGGAGCGUGAGGUCACUUCAUUGCAAACGAUAAUGGAAGACGAUCGAAAAGAGAUCGCUGACCUUCGGCGGCAACAGCAGGAAGCUAUGUCACAAGAAGGAUCAGGAGAGGCCAUCAACCAGCUAUACAUGACCACCAUGCGCAAGUAUGAAGCCAUCAAGGAUGAAUAUGACUCAAUUAGAAAGAGGUACUCGGAUCUUGUUGCCUCACAUUCCAACAACAUUUCUAAACUGGAACUCACACAGGAAGAGGUAUCUCGCUUGAAGAAGCAGUAUGAUGAAGUUUUGCGUGAGUGUAAUGAGGCAGUGCGAGAGAAGAACUGCCUCAAACAGCAGUGUACCAAAGCAAUCACAGAAUGGGAUUCUGCACUCAGGGAGAAGAACAAACUGCAGGAAGAACUGCUCAAGAUUCGUGAGAAGUAUGAUGAGAUGAUGAAGGAGAUGAACACACAUUUGAUGCAGAGACAGCAUCUAAACAAAGAUCUCAAAAGAUUACAGGAGGAGAGGAAUGCAGCGAUGCAAGAAUACACAUUAGUAAUGAGUGAACGUGACACUGUGCACAAGGAAAUGGACAAGCUGCAGGAGGAACUCUCUCAGGCCAGUAAAAAGAUCAAGACAAUUGAACAGAGCACUAAUGACUCAACGAAAGAGCGGGAAUCACUUCUCCUUCAAAUAGAAAUGCUCAAGAGGGAAAUUGCAGCAUCUCUUCACGACCGUGAUAAGGCAAUUAAGGAAUGUAAUGACCUCCGAGAACGUUUUGGUGCCAAAGAGGACACUAACAAGGAGUGGGAAGGCUCUUAUAAGGAUCAUGACAACUAUAAGCAGGAAAGAGAAAUGACUUUGAAAGAGGGACCAGAUUUAGAUUCUAGCUCGCACAAUAUGUAUUCCAAGGCUCAGAAAGAACGCCUGGAUAAUUUAGAUCAAGCCAAUCAAGAAAUUGAUAGACUAAGAAAAACAAUUGAAAAGUUGCAGAGUGAGUUACAAGGCAGCAAGGGCGGAGCAGAAGGGAAAGGUGGCCAAAAAGCCAGGGCCAACGCCGGCGCCCGGAGAGUGAUCAGGCCCCGGCCAAGUGUCCCCGGCACUGCAGCAGGAAGAAUAAAUGUAAUGGCAUGCGACGCAGUGCGGUGUCAGCGAAUAAAGUUUAAUAGAAGCUCGACGCUGAUCACUUUGUCACCAGGAAUAGGACACAGCCCUUGUUUGCAUCUUUCGCAAAGAGAAACUGCAAAACCCAAUGAUCAAACACUUACAAAGGCACUCAUAACCAAAUGUUAUUGUGAAUGGAAGAAAAUAUGCAGUCUCAGAGAAACUAGUAAAGAUAUAUCUAGACUCAGAUUCAUAAAAAUUAGCAAAAACCUCAUCACAGUCAGGGAAGAUCUACAUUCUCCUUCAAAUAGAAAUGCUCUCAAGAUGGGAGGAUUAAAUUUGCAGUCAUCUCUUCACGACCGUGAUAUAGCUCAGAAAGAACGCCUGGAUAAUUUAGAUCAAGCCAAUCAAGAAAUUGAUAGACUAAGAAAAACAAUUGAAAAGUUGCAGAGUGAGUUACAAGAGGCACAACAAGAGGCAGAAGUAUCUAAGCGGCGACGUGACUGGGCUUUCAGCGAACGAGACAAAAUUGUUCAAGAAAGAGAGUCAAUUCGUGCUCACUGUGAUAAGUUGAGGAGAGAGAGAGACAGAGCUGUGUCUGAGUUAGCUGAAGCUCUUAGGGACUCAGAUGAUAUGAAAAAACAACGUAAUGAAGCAUCCAAAGAAUUAAAGGAACUGAAAGAAAGACUUGAGGCAGAACAGGAAAAGGCAGCUGUUGUCCGUCAGUUGGCAGCUCAUAAUCACUCAAGAGAUUCAGCAAUUGACACUGAUAUGCAAGAAUGGGAAACUGAUAUUCUUCAUUUGCCAAUUGGUGUUGUAUCUGAACGGGAUGUUGGGUUUGUUGUUGCUGGGGGUGCAGAUGACCCACACUACGGAGGGAAUGAUGGAGCUAUAUACGUCACACACAUUGCCAAAGAUGGUCCUUUUGAAGGAAAACUCAGGCUACAUGACCAAAUAAUUAAUGUGAAUGGAGUAGACUGCCAAAGAGUUCAUCGUUCAAGUGUUUAUGCUGCUGUUGUUAAUGGCGGUGGUUGGGUACAGAUGACUGUCAGACGCAGACGAAGUGGUGGCCGCAGUCUUCAUACAGUUCAUCUACACUGUCCCCACACUGCACAUCAUGGAUUAACGCUGCACACAGGGGUAUACAUAGCAAACAUCUUGCCUGGAAGCCCAGCUGCAAGAGAGAGUAAUUUAGCUGUGGGUGACAGAGUGCUCAAUAUAAAUGGGAAGCCAGUGGAUAAUAUUGGAAGUUGUGAGGAGGCACAGUGUUUAUUAGAUGCUGCAGGGGAGGUAGUUCAGCUAACAACAUUAAAGUCACAUGGAUCAUCCUCCUUGUCAGAUCCUCUUAGCUCCUCCUCAAGUGGCCAUAACAUCACUGAGGAUGACAAGUCAACAUCCUCUUCACGGCCAUACUCCUCCCCCACUUCUCCGUCCAAGGAGACAGGGGUCAGCCCAGGGCGCUCAGGGAGCAGAGAACUGGUGAAGAAACUGAUGCCAGGAUCAGGAGGGUCCCAUAGUGAAGAUAAUAGUUGCAAGAGAUAUGGAAGCAGUGAAAAGGUAGUUUAUAAUGUAACAAAGGCAGCUGGAGAUAAAGGCUCAGGGACUGGACCUUUUGAACUUUUCAAAAAUAUGGUGAAACCUAGAAGACACAGUAAAGAAAGAGCUGAAGAAAGAAGUGAGAGUAGAGAAAAAGAUGAAAAGAAGAAGCACUUAACAUCUGUCUUGGAUCAUGAAGCAGAAAGUGCAAUAGCUCAAUUAGAUUCUGUAAAUAAUUCUUAUCAUCAUAAGAGUGGCAGCAAUGGAGGGACAAGUACAACCAAGAGAUCCAAAAAGAGGGAGAAAGAUAAAUCUGGAGGCACUUGGCCCAAGUACAGAGGUGGGGGAGUGAGUACCAGGGAUGCAAACAGUAGCACAAUUAUGUACACAGAAAGGAAAAGAGAGAGACCUCAGCUCACUGUGUUCUUUCCAAACCCCAUGACUUCCCAGUAUUCAUGUGACGAGAAAUCUUACGAAAGUUACCACCAUGAUAGAUACAUGAGCUCAAGAUCAAGUCCUAGAGGUACACCAACUAGCCCAAGGAGUCAGCAGCUUUCCCCCUACAAUAAAAGUGUAGAUAUAAGUGCAAAACCUUCAUCUUAUAGUAGUGCAUCCCAAGUUUAUUCCAGUCCACAGUCCAGUAGUAAUGUAUAUCCCAGUCAAGAGGUGUAUUCUAAUGUAGGUCCACACAACACCUCUAUUGAAAGAAAAAGUGAGGAUUCAGAAAGAGAUAGAGAUCGUUUAAGUUCCCUUACAUCUGAUACGUCACUUGAUUUCUCUGUGAAGUCUGGGAAAGUUGGCAAGGCUGAGCUGGAGUACUAUGUAAAAAAGAAUAUUCUGAAGUAUCCUCCAAGUGAUAGUGAGAGCAUAGACAACAGUCUUCAAAUCAGUCAACCUCCUGUGUAUGGUACGAGGCCAUCCCCACUGCAUCAUGACCGCACUCCCAACUCACGCAUUCCUCACCCUCAUUCGGGGCUUUAUUCUCCACCAAAUCCACCUUUAAGAUCACCUCAAGGAUUUGGUCCUUAUCCUCAUUUGUCACAUUUCUCCCUCAGUCAUCCUCACCAGUAUCCUCAUAGUUCUGUAGGCUCUUCAAUAUCUGCCGUCUCUCCACGCUACUCGUCGCCUCCCACCUUGCCUGUGGUUCCUUCACACUACCUGUCACAAUCUAGGAGUGGAGAUAGCAUUUUUCCCUCUGGACUGGAACGUGAUCCCCGAGAUGGUCGGGGCUACUAUGAAAGCCGUCAGGCAUCCUCCCCCACACCAGUUGGUAUGAUUGGGACUGUAAGUGGUGGAGUUUUCUACCACUCUCCUUCCCCAUCACUAGAGUUGCCUGGCCAUCACAAACCCCGUACUCUUCAUCAUCUUCACCCAUACCGUCCAACAUCUGAUGAUCAUCCACUGCUUCCUCACCACUCUUGUCCUCCGUCUUACCACGAUUCUCAACGCUUCACGGGUACCAUGCCUCGCAAAAAAGAAGAUGAACGAAUCAGAAUACCAAGCAAUGCAAGUGUUGCAAGCAAGAGCAGUGGAGGGAAAGGGAGCAGCCUUGAGAGAACAUCAGAGAGAGGAUCCCCAAUGCCUUUUACAUGUUCCGUGGAAACAGUCGGUGGGGGUGGAGUGUCAGCAAGAGGACAACACAUCACUCACAUCACACACUCUGUGCACAACCCCCAUUAUCCGGACUAUACUUGGCAGAAGAGACCACAUUCAGGAGAAAUUAGAAAUAUUGACAUAGAAAAGUCUGCAGAGCCUCUGGGCAUCCAAAUUCGUUGUUUAGAGAAUGGGGGUGUUUUUGUCUCUGCAGUAACACUCAAUUCACUUGCCUCCCAGGUUGGGUUGUGUGUUGGUGACCAGUUAUUAGAGGUUUGUGGAAUCAAUUUGAGAUCAGCUACAAAGCAGUCAGCCUCAACAGUACUUUCCCAGUGUGGCACAUCUGUUACCAUGCUAGUCCAAUAUAAUCCAGAAAAAUACCAAGAAGCAGAAGGUUGGGUAGGCAGCAGCAGCAGCAGCAGUGUCGGAGGUUCUCGCUCGGGCACCCCAACCCCUCGCAACUCUCCCAAACCAACCUCGCAUGACUCUCCCCAUUCUGUAGAUGAUGAUAACAUGCCUCCAUCAUCUACAUCCACUCUCCGUAGCCCACUGGAUCUUCGUGACACUCUUGACCAUUCCCUUGAUCAUUCCUUGUCGCCUUCUGCUAGAUCCACACUCACCCGUCCUGAAAUUGCACAUGUGAUGAACUCGCUUAAAAGAGAAACAUUUUCAAGGCGUAGUGAGAAUGGUGGUGUUGGUAACAGUAAUGGUGGUGUUAGUAGUGGAGGCAAUAAUCCUGGAGCAGGCAGUGGAGGAAGUGGAGUCAGCCCUAAUAAUGCAAGCGCAGAACCAAGACUGGUGUACUUGGAGCUUAAUAAAUCCCACAAUUUGGGAAUACAGAUGGUUGGGGGAAAUGCUCUGGGGAUCUUUGUCCAUGCUGUUCCUCCAGACUCCCCGGCAGCUAAAGCUGGGCUCCGUCCCGGUGACCACAUCCUUGAGUACAAUGGAGUGGAUCUCCGACAUGCUACUGCUGAACAAGCUGCCUUUGAGCUUGCAAAACCUGCUGAUAAUGUUAAAAUGCUAGUGCAGUACAAUUACCAAAGAUAUGAAGAAAUUCAGGACAAACCUGGUGACAGCUUCUAUAUACGUGCAUUGUUUGAUCGAUUGGGUGACGCCGGGGAUUCUACUGAUCUUCGCUUUCGAAAAGAAGACAUUUUAUAUGUAGAUAACACAAUGUUUAACAAUGUGCCUGGUCAGUGGCGAGCAUGGGUUGUGGAUGAAGAUGGACAGAAAAGACAAUGUGGAACAGUUCCAAGCAAAGACAAGGUGGAGGAAGAGAUGAGGCUGCAGCGAAGUGUGGGUGACCUUCAGAUGGACUCAAGCCGAAGAGGGUCGACGGUUGAGGAGAGAGGAGACAGAGCUGUGUCUGAGUUAGCUGAAGCUCUUAGGGACUCAGAUGAUAUGAAAAAACAACGUAAUGAAGCAUCCAAAGAAUUAAAGGAACUGAAAGAAAGACUUGAGGCAGAACAGGAAAAGGCAGCUGUUGUCCGUCAGUUGGCAGCUCAUAAUCACUCAAGAGAUUCAGCAAUUGACACUGAUAUGCAAGAAUGGGAAACUGAUAUUCUUCAUUUGCCAAUUGGUGUUGUAUCUGAACGGGAUGUUGGGUUUGUUGUUGCUGGGGGUGCAGAUGACCCACACUACGGAGGGAAUGAUGGAGCUAUAUACGUCACACACAUUGCCAAAGAUGGUCCUUUUGAAGGAAAACUCAGGCUACAUGACCAAAUAAUUAAUGUGAAUGGAGUAGACUGCCAAAGAGUUCAUCGUUCAAGUGUUUAUGCUGCUGUUGUUAAUGGCGGUGGUUGGGUACAGAUGACUGUCAGACGCAGACGAAGUGGUGGCCGCAGUCUUCAUACAGUUCAUCUACACUGUCCCCACACUGCAUCAUCAUGGAUUAACGCUGCACACAGGGUUAAGAUAAAUGGGAAGCCAGUGGAUAAUAUUGGAAGUUGUGAGGAGGCACAGUGUUUAUUAGAUGCUGCAGGGGAGGUAGUUCAGCUAACAACAUUAAAGUCACAUGGAUCAUCUCCUUGUCAGAUCCUCUUAGCUCCUCCUCAAGUGGCCAUAACAUCACUGAGGAUGACAAGUCAACAUCCUCUUCACGGCCAUACUCCUCUCCCCACUUCUCCGUCCAAGGAGACAGGGGAUCAGGAGGGUCCCAUAGUGAAGAUAAUAGUUGCAGAAGAUAUGGAAGCAGUUGAAAAGGUAGUUUAUAAUGUAACAAAGGCAGCUGGAGAUAAAGGCUCAGGGACUGGACCUUUUGAACUUUUCAAAAAUAUGGUGAAACCUAGAAGACACAAGUGGCAGCAAUGGAGGGACAAGUACAACAAGAGAUCCAAAAAGAGGGAGAAAGAUAAAUCUGGAGGCACUUGGCCCAAGUACAGAGGUGGGGGAUAUUCAUGUGACGAGAAAUCUUACGAAAGUUACCACCAUGAUAGAUACAUGAGCUCAAGAUCAAGUCCUAGAGGUACACCAACUAGCCCAAGGAGUCAGCAGCUUUCCCCCUACAAUAAAAGUGUAGAUAUAAGUGCAAAACCUUCAUCUUAUAGUAGUGCAUCCCAAGUUUAUUCCAGUCCACAGUCCAGUAGUAAUGUAUAUCCCAGUCAAGAGGUGUAUUCUAAUGUAGGUCCACACAACACCUCUAUUGAAAGAAAAAGUGAGGAUUCAGAAAGAGAUAGAGAUCGUUUAAGUUCCCUUACAUCUGAUACGUCACUUGAUUUCUCUGUGAAGUCUGGGAAAGUUGGCAAGGCUGAGCUGGAGUACUAUGUAAAAGAAUAUUCUGAAGUAUCCUCCAAUCAUCCUCACCAGUAUCCUCAUAGUUCUGUAGGCUCUUCAAUAUCUGCCGUCUCUCCACGCUACUCGUCGCCUCCCACCUUGCCUGUGGUUCCUUCACACUACCUGUCACAAUCUAGGAGUGGAGAUAGCAUUUUUCCCUCUGGACUGGAACGUGAUCCCGAGAUGGUCGGGGCUACUAUGAAAGCCGUCAGGCAUCCUCCCCCACACCAGUUGAGUUGCCUGGCCAUCACAAACCCCGUACUCUUCAUCAUCUUCACCCAUACCGUCCAACAUCUGAUGAUCAUCCACUGCUUCCUCACCACUCUUGUCCUCCGUCUUACCACGAUUCUCAACGCUUCACGGAAUACCAAGCAAUGCAAGUGUUGCAAGCAAGAGCAGUGGGGGAAAGGGAGCAGCCUUGAGAGAACAUCAGAGAGAGGAUCCCCAAUGCCUUUUACAUGUUCCGUGGAAACAGUCGGUGGGGGUGGAGUGUCAGCAAGAGGACAACACAUCACUCACAUCACACACUCUGUGCACAACCCCCAUUAUCCGGACUAUACUUGGCAGAAGAGAGCCUCUGGGCAUCCAAAUUCGUUGUUUAGAGAAUGGGGUGUUUUUGUCUCUGCAGUAACACUCAAUUCACUUGCCUCCCAGGUUGGGUUGUGUGUUGGUGACCAGUUAUUAGAGGUUUGUGGAAUCAAUUUGAGAUCAGCUACAAAGCAGUCAGCCUCAACAGUACUUUCCCAGUGUGGCACAUCUAAUACAAGAAGCAGAAGGUUGGGUAGGCAGCAGCAGCAGCAGCAGUGUCGGAGGUUCUCGCUCGGGCACCCCAACCCUCGCAACUCUCCCAAACCAACCUCGCAUGACUCUCCCCAUUCUGUAGAUGAUGAUAACAUGCCUCCAUCAUCUACAUCCACUCUCCGUAGCCCACUGGAUCUUCGUGACACUCUUGACCAUUCCCUUGAUCAUUCCUUGUCGCCUUCUGCUAGAUCCACACUCACCCAAUGGUGGUUUGGUAACAGUAAUGGUGGUGUUAGUAGUGGAGGCAAUAAUCCUGGAGCAGGCAGUGGAGGAAGUGGAGUCAGCCCUAAUAAUGCAAGCGCAGAACCAAGACUGGUGUACUUGGAGCUUAAUAAAUCCCACAAUUUGGGAAUACAGAUGGUUGGGGGAAAUGCUCUGGUCUUUGUCCAUGCUGUUCCUCCAGACUCCCCGGCAGCUAAAGCUGGGCUCCGUCCCGGUGACCACAUCCUUGAGUACAAUGGAGUGGAUCUCCGACAUGCUACUGCUGAACAAGCUGUUGAGCUUGCAAAACCUGCUGAUAAUGUCAAAAUGCUAGUGCAGUACAAUUACCAAAUGAGAUAUGAAGAAAUUCAGGACAAACCUGGUGACAGCUUCUAUAUACGUGCAUUGUUUGAUCGAUUGGGUGACGCCGGGGAUUCUACUGAUCUUCGCUUUCGAAAAGAAGACAUUUUAUAUGUAGAUAACACAAUGUUUAACAAUGUGCCUGGUCAGUGGCGAGCAUGGGUUGUGGAUGAAGAUGGACAGAAAAGACAAUGUGGAACAGUUCCAAGCAAAGACAAGGUGGAGGAAGAGAUGAGGCUGCAGCGAAGUGUGGGUGACCUUCAGAUGGACUCAAGCCGAAGAGGGUCGACGUCUGCUCGACGCUCCUUCUUCAAGCGCAAAAAACAUUCCCGAUCAUCAUCCAGAGACUCCAAAGAGUUAGCCAGCUUUUCUGAUGCCUCUCUCAACUCUUACACAGAGUCUACACCGAUGCAUGAAGAGCCUGUUCCACACUCCUACAUCAGAGUGGAAAGGCUAGACUAUCUGGUGCGUCGUCCAGUGGUGAUGGUGGGUCCACUGUGGGAAAUAGUCUGUGACAAACUGGUUCAUGAUUAUCCACACAAUUUUACGAGAUGUGUGCCAGAGGUCAGUUGGCUCUCCUGUGAUGAAAUGGAGACUGCAGUCCAGAAGAACUUGAUUGUUGACUAUCGGCGGAGGGGAUCUCACUUCGAGGCAACAACUGUCAGUCAAGUGAAAGAAAUAUGCGAUAAG